Molecule: messenger RNA, 933 nt
Organism: Pseudovirgaria hyperparasitica
Lineage: Eukaryota; Fungi; Ascomycota; Dothideomycetes; Acrospermales; Acrospermaceae
Exons: 2
Source: RefSeq, a predicted model, not a curated record
AUCUAUUCCAAGGGAGCUGUAAGUCUAGCAUGUCGUAAGAGCAAAGUCUUGAACUCUGGAUCCGUGCGGGUAUAUCAACAUGUAGAAUGGCGUGCUCACCUCUGUAGCCACUCAUUACCUGUCUUUCUCUCUUCCUUUCUUUCUGUCAAACGAUAUUUGAGCUUUCAUUGGCGUCACUUGGCGCCAUCACCAUCAUUUUGUUGAUGACAAGUCCAGACGAAGAGCUCGGGUUGUCAAAAUGCCAGCCAGAAGUAUGGUGCUUCAAGACUGGGGGCCACGCACAGCCCUGUCAUCGCACGAGGAUCUGAGGUUCAAGGUGUCUAUCCUGACUUCGCCAAUCAAACGGACGAGCCAGCUCUCCAUUGAAGCCACCAACGACGUUGUCAACGUAUUCGACAGCGGCGCCGUAGACGAGGUUCUCACGGCCUUUGAGCAAGUCCUGACGAACCGGGUUGAGAGAUUCAAGCUCUUCGACGACAUCCUCAGGGAGACCAGUGUGCAGAUUGACGACAAGACGAGACGGAGAAUGGGCUUCAAGGUUUUCUCUCCCCAAAGAGCGCGAUCAACUACGGCACCAGCAGUUUCAGAACCCAGCAACACGUCUACACGCCCGACACUGCGGCCGUUUAUAUCACGGCCUCUUGCGCUGCGUACACGAUGUCCACGACCACCGCCGGUUCCUGUGCCGGUUCCUGUGUCUAUGCCACGGCACUUCUCAGAGUCGAAAGAUAUCCUACCUGAGACCGAAGCCGUCGAAGUGUCUCGAGCUACGCCUAGCAUACCACGACCACAACCACGACCACAACCACGGCCACAACCACGACCACAACCACGACCACACCCAGCACCAACAGCAACACCCACGCCACACCUCACAGACUCCUCCUCAUACUCCUCAUCCUCCUCCUCAUCAUCCGACACCGACAACCCCCC